This is a messenger RNA of Carassius auratus (goldfish), 2329 nucleotides long. Its product is annotated as CD209 antigen-like protein C. The coding region runs from base 620 to 1387 and encodes 255 amino acids. The record is from RefSeq and is a predicted model, not a curated record. The transcript has a single exon. Lineage: Eukaryota; Metazoa; Chordata; Actinopteri; Cypriniformes; Cyprinidae.
GUUAAAUGCUGGAAAGUAGACUGACCAUUUAGAGGAACAAAAAGACAAAAAAAAAUAUGUAGAUUUUAUACGCCUGUGGCACACGAAAAGCCGCGAAUGUGCAAAAAAAUGUGGCUUCCUGCACCACGUGCUAGAAGCCACACUAACUUUCCCAACAAAGAAAUAUAAAGUUGAAGUUGGCUUUUCAAACAAUGACAAGCCAACUAUUGGUUAACCUUGAUUACAAUGGUAAUCAACUUUAUGGACUUUAUGUACCAGCAACAACCUGAAGCUCAAUGAACAUUUAAAAAGCUGCAAAAAACUCAGCGUCAAAGUGAACAAUCCUCUCAAGACCUGACAAAAUGAGUGAAUCUAACAAUGCGUACAGUGCAUUUAAAUAUGAUAUGCAUUUCAACCUCAUUUAAAUGAAUAUCAUCCACAUUGUUUAAGUUGAAGUUCCUUUACACAUAAACACAUGGAACAUUACAACAAAAACAGUUCCUUUUUGCAUUAAUACUGGCCACACAAAUAGGGUUGAGGAACACCGUGUAGUCCACUCCAGGAGGGCUACUGGUAUUAGUCUGCUGGCAUCUUCACAACAUUAAAACUGUCUGAAAGAGUAAAGGGUACAACUCAGAAAAUGCAAACAGAAGAUGGAAAAACCACUGAAGGCAUUUACGAAAAUGCUGAAGUUAUAAGAACAAAAUUGGGAAAAGAGACCAACGAUUCCAACACAAUGAGACUCGAGUCACCUGAACUCACAAGAAGAGAUUCGGUGAAGAUCAGAGGAUACAGAGCUGCUGCAGUGUGUUUGGUGCUGUUGUGUGCUCUUCUGCUGACUGCAGUCAUAGUGUUGUGGGUCCACAUGGACACACAGAGAAAAAACUACACAGAAGAUAGACGACAGCUACUAACCAAGAUCAUCAACCUCACGGAAGAAAGACACCAGCUACUAACAAACAACACCGACCUACUUCAACUAAACGAACAUUUAGAAGAACUGAAAAAUAAGCUGUGGAACUUUACCCAAGAUGGAUGGAUUUACUAUCAGUUUAGUUUUUACUGUUUGUCCACUGAGGAGAUGAACUGGAAUGAGAGCCGAGCCAACUGUACGGAGAGAGGAGCAGAUCUGCUGAUGAUAAACAGCAAAGAAGAACAAGAGUUUGUGAAGAAAAUCGCAUAUCCCUAUAACAUCUGGAUUGGUCUGACUGACACUGAUGAAGAGGGCAUCUGGAAAUGGGUUGAUGGCAGCACACUGACUUCUGGUUUCUGGAAUGUUGGACAACCCAAUGGAAGAAUAAUACAGAACUGCGCUGUGUCUUCUUUAAUAUGGUGGGCUGAUACUCAAUGUAAUUUCACUAAUAAAUGGAUCUGUGAGAAGAGUAUUUUACCUGUCAUACUACCCUAGGUUCACAUACACUUUUUGCUUUUGAAAAAUGAAAAAUGUCAUGCCUUAAUGAUAAUGAUGCAAUAAACGUAAAUACUUUUGUACACCUAUAUACUGUAAUAGUUUACGAACCCAAAUUACCUGUUAAACAAGUCUUUUGUUUAGAUAAUGUGUUUAUUUUUUUUAUACUCAAACUAAGAUUCAUACAAAAUGGCAAAACUGUCCAAAUGAUAAAGUUUGUAUCUUUUAACUUAUACAUAUUAGUAGCUUUAUAGUGUGUGAACAGUGUUAUGCUAGAUUAGCCAGUAUACUGAGUCACUGAAAGCGGCCCCUUCUGUAGGCCGUGUGAAGCCCCCUUGUCUGCUCUGUCAUUUCCUCUACCUUCUAUUCUAUUUCACUGGCUGAUAACUAAGAACAUUAGUUUUAUGCCACUUGCCAGGCUCAAAUGAAAAGAGAGCUAACUUUAAUGAUGCCGCAAUUAAUCGCCCCAAUAGACAGACAGCUAAAAGACAAGAUAUUGACUUCAUUAAGGAUAAUGUAUUAUGUCAUUAAGUCAGCAGGGUCACCUUGUGUAUCAUACACGGCGGGCUAAUAUAUUGGCAUUUUCCUCAAAUAAGAUAAAUUCUGAUAUGAGUGAUAAAGCGGAUUAGAAAAUGCCUCAUCCAGUCAGGCAGAGAGGAGGCAGCAGUCCUCCUCCAGAAAGAAAACACAGCCCCAUUACUGAUCACUGCUUAUCACAUGGGCACAUUGAUUUGCACAGGCAAUUUAAUCAUUAUUGUUUCAGUCCAAUCUACAAAGAGAAAUGCUUCUCCUUCAGUGGGUGUGCCGAGUGCUGUGAAAUGUAUGGCACUAGAUUUUUUUCUCUCCCAUAUUCAAGAGUAUUUUAGAACCAUUCAGAAAACGUAAACAGUGUGUACUGAAAAAUGUGUGCAAAAAUGUUUUUUUUUUUUUUUUUUGGCCACA